AUGAGAUUUAUUCAAAGUAUUAUAUUUUAUCUCUUAAUGGUUUAGAAUAUAUAUAAUUAGUAAAAAUUUAAUUAAUAUAGGGUGGCUAUUACUUUUAUUAGCAGGAUUAACCAAGACCUAUGGGUCAUCCAAAUUUGAAAAGUAUGUUCAAAGAGUUUUGUUCAGAAAAAUCUUUCCUCCUUUUUUUAUUAUAAAAACAGAAUUCCUCAAAACAUAAUAAAUAAAAUUUAUUUCCUAUUUUUAGGUUGUGUCACUUCAAUAAGCUAAGCAACUACUUGAAUCAAUCAAACAGCUACGUUCAGCAUUAAUUUUGAGAUAUUAUUACAUGGGAAAUCUAGCAUCAUCAGUGAUUACUUGUGAGCACAUCUUAAAUGUUAUAGAAUUGAAACUAAUCAAAUUUAUAUUGGGUAUUAAAAAUGGUUAACAAACGAUUUAUUCACUUUGAAUGAAAUAAUUGCAUAUUUAAAUCAGUUUAGGAUUCUGAUAGAGUUAUAAGUUUGGCGAAAGAAGAUCUCAAGUAAAUUAAAUAACAAAUAAAAGCUUACUAGAGAAUUAUGAUGCUACUUUAGAGGGGAAGAUAUCACUAAAAUUUUUCAAGAGAACACCACAAUAAGUAUAAGAUCGAAAAAUGACUAUGUCAAAGUAAAAUCAGAAAAAAUUGAAUAAAAAUUAGAACAUAUAAACACAAGAUUAAUUAAUUGACACAACCAUAGUAAUAGCAAAUUCAAGAUGCCCUAUAUUUAAGUAACAAUUAAAAAAUUGA
This is a messenger RNA of Paramecium pentaurelia, 763 nucleotides long. The record is from the annotation of a GenBank genome assembly. Lineage: Eukaryota; Ciliophora; Oligohymenophorea; Peniculida; Parameciidae.